CCCCUCCUUCCUCUCUAUACGCCGCAAAGUUUCUCAUCUUCUGCAUCUGAAUCUUGACCCUUAGCCACGCCUUCCGUGGCCGUGGCCAUGGCCUACAAGGUCCGCAUGAGCGAUCUUGAUAGGCUCUGCCCAGGGCCGUGGAGGCCGUGCCCUUUGAUUAGGGUUUCAAGCGGACGGCUUUCGCAUGAGCCACUUGAUAGGCUCUGCCCAGGGCCGUGGAGGCCGUGCCCUUUGAUGGUUUCAAGCGGACGGCUUCCGUAUGAGCGACUUGAUAGGCUCUGCCCAGGGCCAUGGAGGCCGUGCCCUUUGAUAAGGGUUUCAAGCGGAUGGCUUUCGCAUGAGCGACUUGAUAGGCUCUGUCCAGGAUCGUGAAGGCAGUGUAGCAAGCGGACGGCGUCCGCAUGAGUGCCUCCCAGGGCCGCGGAGGCUGUGCCCUUCCGCUAGGGUUGUAAGUGGAUGGCGUCCGCGAUUGUUUGCGAAGAUUAGGCUUUCAUGGAUAUGAAACCAAUGAAGAUUAUUGUAAUUUUUUUCGCUUUCAUCCCUACCUUCGGUGACCGCAUCCAGGGGAUCGAUCCAAACAAGGCCGUGGCCUGCCCGUAGAGAUCCAAACAAGGCCGUGGCCGGCCUCCUGCGUGAUUAUGCUAGUGGGCUGCCCUUCGAGAUCCAAGGCCGUGGCCGGCCUCCUGCGUGAUUAUGCUAGUGGGCUGCCCUUCGAGAUCCAAACAAGGCUGGGCUUCAACAGAUAUGCUCGUGGGGGCGGGAGUAUGCUAAUGGGCUGCCCUUCGAGAUCCAAACAAGGCUGGGCUUCAACAGAAACAGAUAUGCUCGUGGGGGCGGGAUUAUGCUAAUGGGCUGCCCUUCGAGAUCCAAACAAGGCUGGGCUUCAACAGAAACAGAUAUGCUCGUGGGGGCGGGAUUAUGCUAAUGGGCUGCCCUUCGAGAUCCAAACAAGGCUGGGCUUCAACAGAAACAGAUAUGCUCGUGGGCUCUGGCCCGCCCGACGGGAGGACAUAAGCGGCGCUGGUGGCCCUCUCGUUCCAAUCGCCAAACCCUAACCCUAGACGCGCCUCCUCCCUCUCCUUGCUCCUCCUUACCAGGCGGCUGAGGGCUGCAGAUCGGCGGCCAUGGCGACCUCUCUUCGCACGGUGACCUCGGCCAUGGCUCUCCGUCCGUCGAUCGCGGGGCCCUCCCUGCACGGCGACGGCGUCCCCAUCCUCUACGCCAUCGGUGCACUACUCGCCAGUCGCUCCCCGUCGUCAGUCGAGUGCAACACCAACCGCGCCGCCGCUUCCUCGUCCCCUGGCGAUUGCGCCCCCAUCCUGAGCGCCAUCCGCUCCCUCGUCAGCUCUUCUUCGUCGUCAAGGGAGGGCAACUCCAUCCGUGCCUCCUCUUCUGGCGAUGGCGCCCCCAUCAUGACCGCCAUCCGCUCCCUCGUGAGCUCCUCUUCCUCGUCAAGGGAGGGCAACGCCAUCUUGGCCGCGAAUGUCUCCUCUGCAGGCGAUUGCUCCCCCAUCAUGAGCGUCAUCCGCGCCCUUAUUGGUGCCUCUUCAUUGUCUGUGCUGGGGUCCUUCUCAAUCUACCAAGGGAGUGCAUAUGCAUCAAGGGAACUUGUACCAGUCUAUCAGGGGAGUGCUUACGGCUUCCGAGAGCUUGUACCUGCUUCAUACCGUAGCUUUCACCCUUGCAAGGUUCUUCCUGCGUCUCUGACAUCAAACAGGAAUUCUUCCCUCAUGCUUGUAAACAUUCUACUCGGUGCUUGGUUUGGAGGAUAUGUCUUGGCUUCAACCGAUGGUCAACCUGGUUCUAUCAUCUUGGAAAAUCUCAAGGAAAAGCUUAAACUCAUUGAAGCAGAGAUUACGGAUCUUGAAAGAAUGAUUGAAGAGUCUGAAGGUGUUACUUCUUUUGUGUGUGAUUUCUUUUGUUCAAGUCUGUUUGCUGAAAGAUUCGUGAGGAAGCAACCUCCGACAAAGAAGAAGCAAAGCGUAAGUUAGCAAUCAUUGGAAGAAAAAUGAUGGAAAAAGAGAGUGGUCUCCCAAGAAACAAGCCAUGGCGUAAACUCUUAGGAUGGGGGUUGCUCUUGCUGUUGGCGCCUAAAGCAACUAUGGGCUUUCCUAAAGCCAUUGAAGAAGCUUUCACGGGCUUGUGGGCUUUAUCAAUUAUCAUUCCUUGUGCCUUUUUACUCAUUGGCAAUACUAAUGAAUUGUUGGAGGAGAAGGCUAAAAGCAUCCAGAAAAUGGUGGAUAAGCAGCUUGGCAAGUCACCAGCAAGGUCAAUGUGCCCUACGUGCCACAUCGAGCAUCCAUCAGUGUGCUGCCACUGCGGUUCGGAAUUAUCAGAUUUCUUGACCCCUUCAUACCAAGAGGGAGAUCCUCGAUGACUUUCACAGGUUCAAGGUCAUGCUUUGACAAUAUCAAGAGAGGAGGAGCUAUCAGUGAGGAGCUAGCGAAGCUUAAUGAGGCUGCUGCUUCUUAGAUCACUUUGGUGGCCGGCCUAUUGAGAUUUCGAUCAGCAAUGUAUCUUGGUCCCAGACUUCUGCAAUAUUGUGCGAAAUUUAGCUGUGUUUAAGAUUUUGAUUAUGAGGUAUUCUGUUAUCUGUCUUAUGUGUGAUGCCACCUAAAUUCAUGGGCCUGUCUGUUAGUUGCUUGCUCUGAUAAAUACAAAGACGAUUGCUAAUGCCAAUGAUACUGUCUGGCCGUCUCUCCAAUUACUAACACCUAGUUUAUUCACUGAUUGCUGUGUAAGAAUUUUAUAAUAGCAGUGUCUGCAGUUAUGCGCAGCAAUGCAA
Triticum dicoccoides is the source of this 2785-nucleotide messenger RNA. RefSeq lists its product as uncharacterized. The transcript is spliced from 8 exons. NCBI's taxonomy places the organism in Eukaryota, Viridiplantae, Streptophyta, Magnoliopsida, Poales, Poaceae. The coding region runs from base 1125 to 1991 and encodes 288 amino acids. The record is from RefSeq and is a predicted model, not a curated record.